AUGUGUUACCGUACUGGUAUUUUCGUAUUACUACUUCUGUUAUUAUCCUUGGAUUCCAGGGAUUGUUCUGCUAGUAUACAGUAUGAUGUCGCAAAUAAAAUAUCGUUUAACACCGUACAAGCAUGGGCUGUUAAGCUCGGAACAGAAUUAUAUCAUUUCGGUGAAUUUAUUACUAGAAAGAAGGAAGUUCAAGACAGCUUUAAAUCGGCUCAAAUUGAACCAAGAGAUGGGGAAAAGUUAGUUCAGAGUAUGGCAGACGAUAUACGAGCGAUGAUGGAACUUAAAAUAAGUGCUGUUAAACGAAUUGUCGAAGCAGCGGAGAAUAUGGCAUUUGAUAAACAAAAUGAACCUGUACCUGAAGAUUUUCAAUUUUAUAACAGUAAAGAAAUGGAAGAUCUUUAUGCAGAUCAAUCGCUGACAACGACACCAGAACCAGAAUUUACUAUGGAAAACUGGAUAAUACGACCCCCUUCUAAAAAUGCUUAUCUGCUACAAAAUCCUCACUUUUCUAAUAUACCUGUCAAUAUAAACAUCAGUAGCGUACACGUCCCAACAAACGUAUACACUUGGGCACCCGAAGUUAUUAAAGGUAUUCACUGGUCAGAGGGCUUAGACACGCAUUUUAUUAAUAACUAUCAAAGUGACCCUACAUUAUCAUGGCAGUAUUUCGGCAGUUCAACAGGCUUCAUGAGACACUAUCCCGCAAUGAAAUGGCGCGCAGAUCCAGUAGAUAUAUAUGAUUGUCGCACGAGAGCGUGGUAUAUGGAGGCAGCUGCUAGUCCCAAAGACGUUGUAAUUUUAGUAGAUCGGAGUGGAUCGAUGACUGGUCAAAGAAGAGACAUAGCCAAGCACGUUGUCACUAAUAUUUUAGAUACACUUGGGAAUAACGAUUUUGUGAGCGUAAUGACUUUCGCUGAUACUGUAGAAGAAAUAGUUCCAUGUUUUGAGGACUCCCUAGUUCAAGCAACUUUAGCAAACUUACGAGAACUAAAAUUAGCAUUAGACAAUUUUGAAACAAUGGAAAUAGCAAAUUUCUCAGCAGCAUUAACAAGAGCCUUUGAACUUUUAGAAAUUUAUAGAAACAACAGUGGUGGAGCGAACUGCAACCAGGCAAUAAUGCUUGUCACUGACGGUGUGCCAUAUAACUACAAGGAGCUAUUCGAAAGAUUCAACUGGAAGUACGACACUCCAGUGCGGGUGUUCACUUAUCUGAUAGGUCGCGAGGUAAAGGUGGCGGACGUCAGGGAGGUUAAAUGGAUGGCCUGCGCAAACAGAGGAUUUUACGUGCAUUUGAGUACCUUGGCGGAAGUUCGCGAGAGAGUACUGGAGCAUGUUAACGUAUUGGCGAGGCCGUUAGUGCUGCAGCGAGAAAAGCAUCCUGUUGUUUGGACUCCUGUAUAUGCUAAUGUUACGGAUCCAAAAGUAGCGGACUAUUUAUGGGAGCAACGAGAAAGAGCCGAGCAAAAAGAGAGAUUUAUGAGCCAACGGCGAGAUAAGGCACUCUUUAAUUCAGAGAAGGAACAAAACAGAAGAUGGAAAAUCACUCAGAUGAAACAGGGUCAAUAUAGUGAACUUGGAAAUUCUCAGUACCAACUGAUGACGUCAGUAUCCAUGCCUGUUUACGAUUUACGGCACAAUGAGAACAUCACAGAGAAUGUACUGAUAAAUGAAGCUUACUGGGUAUCAGUUACAAAAGAGUCCGUAGAGGAGAACGGCCAGAAGGAGAUGCGAAUAGCCAGAUUACUGGGAGUGGCUGGUACUGACGUUCCACUUUCAGAAAUUCAAGCUUUAAUGACUCCAUAUAAGAUCGGCGUCAACGGCUACGCGUUUAUCGUCACAAACAACGGAUACAUCUUAAUACACCCGGAUUUGAGGCCUGUUUUUCAACAAAUAUUAAAACCGAGUUACAAUAGCGUCGACAUGAUAGAAGUUGAAUUGUUUGAUGACGAAAGAAGCCCUAGGAACUUCAGCAAGGAAUUGACAGCGCUCCGUAAAGAAAUAAUUGAUCAGAAAACUGGAAACAAAAUAGUAAAUAUAAAAUAUCAUAUGGAAGACAUGAAAAGAGUAUCGCGCGGAAAAAGACACUAUUUUUGGACUGGUAUAAGUGAUUCGCCGUUUACUCUUGUUGUAUCCAUUCCCGAAAACUAUGGCCGUCAUCGUAUAACGCCUCCACCUACUGAUGAUAUCCAUCGAAUAACUUUAACGUCUAAAAAUAUAUCCGCACGCCAAUAUCUCUCGGAUAAAUGGAGCAUUCAUCCCGAUUGGCUAUAUUGCCGUCACUACGAGCGGACAUUUUCAUCACCUGAGGAAGAGUUGCUAUACUUCUUGGAGAGGGUUGCGAAACCUGGUUGGCGCUGGCCAGCAAAACCGCGACCACCUGAACAUCACAAGAAUAAAGGACACGAAAGGCACGGUGAAGGUACAGAAGCGAGAGAACGAAAUAAAUCGCCAAAUAUUGCUCAACGAAAUGAGUACUAUUGCGAUCAUGGACUAAUGCAAGCUCUGGUGUAUGACGCCAGAAACACAGCGUGGUUUAACAAGAGCAUAUCGGAUUCCGCAUCGGAUGACAAGGCGGCGGAAUUUAUACAACGUUUUGGCUACAUAGUUGCUUUCCUCGCAACUCAUAGCGGUUUAACACGUUGGCAAACUCAUCCUCCGAAGGACCGCGACGACAAACCCGAGUUUGGUAAGCAGUGGCCUCGCGCAAUAGACGAGGUGUGGUACCGUCGAGCCGUAGAGCAGCACUAUGUGGAUCCCCUUAGUUUCGUGUACAGCGUGGACUUAAGUACGGAGAAGUUCCCUCUGAACGUCAGCUCGGCUAUGGUGACGGCCGCACACGCCGUGUUUCAUGGCGAUGGGCAUAAGAAAACGCCAGCAGCCGUUGUGGGUUUUCAAUUUAAGCAUGAGCGUUUGAGCGAGUGGUUUGAAAAUAUUACAUCAUCGUGCGAACAUAACAAGGAGUGUGUAACUUGUUUGUCAGAUAACUGGGACUGUUUCUUAGUAGACAGUAAUGGAUGGAUUGUUGUUAGUAAAGACACCAGUCAGACUGGACAAUUUUUUGGAAAGGUAAGACCUGAUAUUAUGAUGAAGCUGGUAGAAGAUGAAAUAUUUAAGCCGAUCCACAUUAUCGACUAUCAAGCAGUUUGUUUUAGAGAGAAAAAAGUCACAAAUCCAGCAAACAGUUUGUUGACGCCCCUGGAAAACUUACGUCUUAUAAUGGCAUGGUUUCUUGCUACCACAGUGUGGAUUUACAACUCUAUAGGUGUAGGGUUAGCGCAAGCGUCGAGUUAUUCUUUCGACUAUGAGUUUCUUACACCCACUGUCGCCUAUCAAAAUUACGAGAAUGACGAAGAUACAGAUGAUCCAUCAAUGUCGAAACCACCGACACGUAUGCUGGAGAGAGAUUUCGAGAAGCUCGUCCUUAUAAACCGGACACGCCCAACACCUUGCGAUAGGGAAAUGUAUCUCUACCAAAUGGAUUACAAAAAUUUGGACGAGAAACUAAAUAAGCCAGUGCACGAGUGCGAUAGGCCAUUCUACGCACAGCUGGUAAACUACACGAACAUGCUACUAGUGGUCGUCGAUGCGAUGUGCGCAAAGGUCGAAGUGCCCAUAUUUUCCAUCGACGCGACUGAAGUCCAGUACAAUGAGUCGCUGCCCUGUUUGAAACACAUGCACCCGUUCUACAGGAAACAACCUAAUUCCUGCAUACGAAAUCAUACAGAAGAAAGCAACAUCGACAUGUGCGGACGCGGCAGUUUACAACAAAAAAACAUUCUAUGGAUACCUUUAGGCAUUAUUUUAUUCAUUCAGUAUUACUAAUUUUUAAAUGAAAAUUUAAGUAAAGUAUUAGAAAAGUACAUAUUUUCUGCAAAUUAGUUACAUAUAAUUUUAUUGUGAACUCAAUAGUUAACAUUUAAAAAUAGCUUUUGUUAUAACUCCGUUACUUUAUUUUGAGAUUAUAUUAAUGAAAGUUAACAUAUCAA
Molecule: messenger RNA, 3986 nt
Organism: Melitaea cinxia (Glanville fritillary)
Lineage: Eukaryota; Metazoa; Arthropoda; Insecta; Lepidoptera; Nymphalidae
Gene: stj
Product: voltage-dependent calcium channel subunit alpha-2/delta-3
Exons: 28
Coding region: 1-3822 (1273 amino acids)
Cellular component (GO): voltage-gated calcium channel complex
Molecular function (GO): voltage-gated calcium channel activity
Source: RefSeq, a predicted model, not a curated record